GCCGCAGCCGGCACUACUUCCCUGCCAGCAGCUUCAUUGUGUGCGCGAGGAGCGAGCGGCGGCGGAGAGCGGGCGAGAGAGCAGCAGCGCGAGCGCGGCGGGGAGAGCGAGCGCGCCGGGGAGGGUGCGAGGCGGCGCCCGCGGCUGCGCUCCGCCCGCCUCCCGGCAACUCUGCCCCAGCGCCGCGCGCCGUGCGCGCCGUCCCGCCACCGCCGCGGCCCCGCCGGCUGCCGUCGCGGGCUGGGGUUCUGGUCGGGGCAGGGGUCCCAACCCCGGGACUGGGGCAUCCCUGGCGCAGCCGAGAGGCGCGGAGCCCGCGGGGGACGUAAAUUACGCUGCAGCACUCGCCGGGUGAACGGCGUGGGCAGGCGGGCGGCUGGGCUGCGGGCGCCCCGAGGGCAGGGCUCCCCGACUUCUCCGGGGGAGCCUCAACCCCGAGGGGCGCGCAGAGCAAGCGUGCCUCAGCCGCGCCGGACCUUGCGCUCGUCCCCCGCGUACCCCACUUCUGCACAAACUUUUCUGACGCCCUCGCCCGCGGGGGUCGCGGGGAGCGCUGGGGCUGCCUCUUGGGCUCCCGACCCGCCGGACCCUGGCCACGCUGACCUCCUGCCUCUUGUAGCCUCAGUGGCGACCUCUCCAGGCCGGGCCGGGCACGGCACUCGAGGCGAGCGCGGUAACCACCGUCUCUCUCCGAAGGCUCCCGCGCCCCCCGGGGCAGCCGUGCGGGGUAAUGCCCUCGGUGAUGGAGAAGCCGAGUGCGGGCUCCGGGAUCCUGUCCCGCAGCCGGGCCAAGACGGCACCCAACGGCGGACAGCCGCACUCAGAGGAUGACAGCAGCGAGGAGGAGCACUCGCACGACAGCAUGAUCCGAGUUGGAACCAAUUACCAGGCCGUAAUUCCCGAGUGCAAGCCUGAGAGCCCAGCUCGCUACAGCAACAAGGAGCUGAAGGGCAUGUUGGUGUGGUCACCCAACCACUGCGUGUCAGAUGCCAAGCUUGACAAGUACAUCGCCAUGGCCAAGGAGAAGCACGGCUACAACAUCGAGCAGGCACUGGGCAUGCUCCUGUGGCAUAAACAUGAUGUGGAGAAGUCACUGGCCGACCUGGCCAACUUCACCCCGUUCCCUGACGAGUGGACGGUGGAGGAUAAGGUGCUGUUUGAGCAGGCCUUCGGCUUCCAUGGCAAGUGCUUCCAGCGGAUCCAGCAGAUGCUGCCUGACAAGCUAAUUCCCAGCCUGGUGAAGUAUUACUAUUCUUGGAAGAAGACCCGCAGCCGAACCAGUGUGAUGGACAGACAGGCACGGCGGCUGGGUGGCCGGAAGGACAAAGAAGACAGUGAUGAGCUUGAGGAGGGACGAGGCGCUGUGAGUGAGGGAGAGCCAGAUGCUGGAGACCCCAAGAGAGAGCCUCUGCCCUCUCGGCCCCUGAAUACGCGCCCAGGCCCUGGCAAGAAGGAGGUCCAGGUGUCUCAGUACCGCCACCACCCGCUUCGGACCCGGCGACGCCCCCCCAAGGGCAUGUACCUGAGUCCUGAGGGCCUGACUGCGGUGUCGGGUAGCCCAGACCUUGCCAGCCUCACGCUCCGGGGUCUUGACUCCCAGCUCAUCUCCCUUAAGCGCCAGGUGCAGAGCAUGAAGCAGGCCAACAGCAGCCUCCGCCAAGCCCUGGAGGGUGGCAUCGACCCGCUCCGCCCCCCUGAGGCCAAUACCAAGUUCAACUCCCGAUGGACCACAGAUGAGCAGCUGUUGGCCGUGCAAGGUCCAGAUCACAUCUGUCUCGACAUCGGUGCCCCGAUCGGUGCCCCCUGCACCGCCACCUCCCCCGCUGCCCUCCUCGCUGUCCCAGCCUCCCCCGCUGCUGAGGCCACCGCUGCCCACUGCUCCCACUCUGCUUCGCCAGCCACCCCCACUGCAGCAGGGCCGCUUCCUGCAGCCCCGGCUGGCUCCCAAUCAGCCCCCGCCACCUCUCAUCCGCCCAGCCUUGCCUGCCUCCCGCCACAGUGCCCGCCCCGGCCCUCAGCCCCCACCCACCCUGAUUGGAGCCCCUCUGGAACCUCCAGCACCCUCACUCUGAGCCUUGAGGUCCUCGACCACCCUCGGGCUCCUGAACCCCUGGCUGGCAUCUCCGGCAUCACUGAGGACAGAAGGGACUAGAGCUCUCACCAGAUCUUUCAAAGACCCAGAGCUGCCAGUUGGCACGGCCCAGACCUGUGGGUUCUGCGUGUGUCCUGGCAGCCCAGGCGCAGGCUGGGGCUGAGGGGCCUUCAGAGCCGGUCUGCGGACUCUGCUUCCUGGCUGGGACUGGGACGGCUGCCUCUUCCUCUGUGAGGACUUGGCCUGUGAGCCUGCCUGUUGUGUCGGGUAGUGACCUUAGCGGGGGGCGGGCAGGGUAGGACAGUUUGGGGUGUUGGCUGUCCUCGUUCCCCUCUCCCUCCUUUUAGCAAUAAGUCUGGGGUGAGGUGGGAGGGGUGGGGGGAGGUGGGCAGGGAAGUUCCCGCAGCGGCGGAGGCAGAGGCCUGAAGGAGUCCCUUUCUGAGGGGCCAGGUGGGAAUGCCCUGAGGGUGCCCACGUCACCCAUCCUCCCUAGGGCUUGGGGAAAGGGGGCUGGGAACUUAUGGAGACAUGGGUUUAUUUUUGAAUGUUUUUUAAAAAAUAAAUAAAUACAGUCUUAUAAGUUGGCCAGGCCUU
This is a messenger RNA of Sciurus carolinensis (gray squirrel), 2686 nucleotides long. It is a transcript of the gene Rcor2, whose product is annotated as REST corepressor 2. The transcript is spliced from 11 exons. Bases 731 to 2152 code for a protein of 473 amino acids. NCBI's taxonomy places the organism in Eukaryota, Metazoa, Chordata, Mammalia, Rodentia, Sciuridae. Gene Ontology annotation, biological process: negative regulation of DNA-templated transcription; regulation of transcription by RNA polymerase II. Gene Ontology annotation, cellular component: histone deacetylase complex; transcription regulator complex. Gene Ontology annotation, molecular function: transcription corepressor activity. The record is from RefSeq and is a predicted model, not a curated record.